Penicillium daleae is the source of this 1170-nucleotide messenger RNA. Its product is annotated as Zn(II)2Cys6 transcription factor domain-containing protein. The record is from RefSeq and is a predicted model, not a curated record. Lineage: Eukaryota; Fungi; Ascomycota; Eurotiomycetes; Eurotiales; Aspergillaceae. The transcript is spliced from 2 exons. Gene Ontology annotation, molecular function: zinc ion binding; DNA-binding transcription activator activity, RNA polymerase II-specific. Gene Ontology annotation, biological process: regulation of transcription by RNA polymerase II. Bases 1 to 1170 code for a protein of 389 amino acids.
AUGGCCACGCGCCGCUCCCAUCAGAAAUCACGUCAUGGAUGCAGCAAUUGCAAACGAAGACGAGUGAAAUGUGACGAGAAGCGGCCGUAUUGCAAAAAUUGCACCCAACGCAAUGACACAUGUGUCUACAUUGCGCCAGUGCCUUUCGUCUUUGCAAGUAAAUCAGAAACAUCAGAAACACCAUCACCAAAUACUGCAGGUGGUAUCAGAUCUUCGUCCGAGGUUAGCAGCUCUGUCAGCAACUAUAUCUCUGCGUCGGGUGCGACAACUAGGGCUCCUCCACUCAAUUUGGACCAUCUGGAACUUGAACUCCAGUGGAUCUUGCAUACGCACAAGCUUUUCGCAAGAAAUGAAGAAACUAGGAAAGUAUGGGAAAUACCAGUGCUUCAAGAAGCACUACAUACUCCGUUCUUAAUGCAUGGAAUACUGGCUAUUUCCGCAUUACACCUUGCUUAUCUACGCCAACAUGAGCGCCAAGCAGAGUGGCUCAAUAUUGCGAUUGCACAUAAGAGCACAGCUCUAGCUAUCUUUUCAGAACAACUGCAUCAAAUCAAUGAGUCAAAUGCGAGAGCAAUGACGAGUUUUGCCUCAAUCGCAGUUGUGUUCAGCUUUGCGAGCGCACUUCAUUGCUCCGACUCUGACGACGGGCCCAGUCUGAAUGCCUUCAUUGAUAUCUUGAUGCUGGCUCGUGGAGUUCAAGCAGUAGGAAGUCAGGCAAUGGAGUUCCUUAGAAACAGCAAUUUUGCGCCUCUAUUCGAUAUCACUAACCCUGGGGCGACCGUACCCAGUGAUGUUCUUGCGGCACUCGAUUACCUUGAUGAUCUAAAUGCUCAGUAUGGUCAGCAAGGAGGGAAUCAUAAUGGAAAGUCUUACGACCGUGCGAUUCAGACCAUGAAAGAACUGGCUCCUUUUACCUAUGCGGAGCGAACGUCGUUGACGGUAGUGGGCGGAUGGGCUAUCCGAUCUCCGCCAGAGUUUCUGGAAGGACUGAAAACCCGCGAACCCUUUGCUUUGGUGAUACUUGCACAUUUCUGUGUCUUUCUGCACCUCACCCGAGAGAAUUGGUGUAUUGGAUCCUGGGGUCGACUUAUUCUAGGGGAAAUAGUCCAGAUCUUGGAUGCCGACUGGCAACGUCAUAUAAAAUGGGCAGUUGUGCAAGUGUUGAGAUGA